Paramuricea clavata is the source of this 1237-nucleotide messenger RNA. NCBI's taxonomy places the organism in Eukaryota, Metazoa, Cnidaria, Anthozoa, Malacalcyonacea, Plexauridae. The record is from the annotation of a GenBank genome assembly.
AUGAAACGCCUACUCCAAUGUUACGAUGGAUCACACUGGUACGAGAGUAAAGGAAACACGAACAAAAGAAUGGGUGUUCCUUCGGCUGCUUUGGCACUAUCGUGCUUUACUCAACCAAACGCCUUUUUGCGUCUUGUGAUGCCAAAACUAGUGAGCAACAGUAAUGGGCUGUUAGAUAGAUUUCUAGUGUGCCUUCCAUUCGCUAAAAGUGCUCCAAUAAGUGAACGUAUCGAAGCCAGCAAAAAACUAAAAGAAACCAAUCUGACUUCUCUCGAAAAGCUAUAUGAACGAAUAUACGCAAAACAUAACAACAGCGACAACGUGGUUUACUCGUUAGAAGAAGAAGCUCUCGAUAUCUACGUCCGUCAUAGUCAGAACAACCAAUCCCCUCAAGAUGGCGCUGAUGGCAACGCGAAAAAUGAUAAAAAUAUCAUCCGAUUGGCAGCCAUUAUCCAUGUAUUCUUUAAUAUACUAGAGCAAGCUCUGGACCAAAGAGUACAAGAAGUCCCAAUAAAUAUCUCCGCGCAAACCUUGACAGCAGCUAUAGCUCUGGCUGGAUACUUUGAAAAGCAAAGAGCAAUACUUAAACAGGUAAAUACCUUAAAUUAAACAACUAAUUUUUCCCUUGGUAUUAUUUUCAUUAGUGUGAUUUGAUGUACAGUACAAUUUUGUAUAGUUUUCAACGGAUAAACAGGGAAAAGUGAUGUAGUAAAAAAAACACUCACAGGUAACAAGUUCUGAUAUAUAUAUAUAUAUAACUUUAGUUUCUUUCACAUCUUUCUUAUAGGCCGCUAAACUUGGAGAGGUAGAGACAAAAAGCAGUAUCGGCCCCGAAGAGAUUCAGGAGGCAAUUAUAUUACACCCUGGACCUUUUGUAACUGCUAAGUUGGUUUAUCGCAAGUUCAGUUCACGAAUUAGACCAGACACAGAGGCAGUGAAGAAUGAAAUGAGCUAUCUGGAAGAAAUCGGACUUGGAAAAAUGGCGCAAGUUGAUCGCUCUGAUUUUUUUUUCAAAACUCUUCCAACUGAUGUCCAGAAUGAUAGUCUCUCCAAAUUUGGAAUAUCAUCUGAAGAAUAUAAAGAUAUAUUCAACAAUGUUGACAGCGCAUUGACCGAUCGACAACGAUUGCGUGCAGAAAUUAGUGAUCCAAAUGAACAAUUUGCACAAUACACUGCCUCUCAAGAGGAGCAACUACCGAUUGGCUUGGGGAACGAUGACGAAAGUGCAGAAAGUUGA